ACGUUUGUUUACGCAUAAAUUCAUUCGCGUACCGGGCGAGCAGCAAAGUGGGAGUGUUAAAAUGUUUCGAACGUGGAAAAUGAUGCGACUUUGUGCAACAACAGACAUUAGCUUACGGUUUUAUCGACAUUUCGGUGUAGUUACUAGUGUACAACAGAAAUGUUCUCCGACACUGUUCGUACCGCGUGGUUUUCGACCAACAAGCAACGAAGUGCCGGAACAAUCACAAACCAGUCCGGUGACGAACGCCGUCGAGCAUGAGUUCGUGGAGUGUGGUGCUGAAGAUGAGCUGCUAAACAAUCGCAAAAGUAUCCCAAAUUUAAAAGUGUCCGAGCUGUUGAAAGCUGUACCACGAUCAAAACUGAAACCAGAGCGUAAAUCGGCCGAUGAAAUAAGGGAAAACACCAAAACGGUGCACAAGAAAACGGAUAUCGAGAAAGACACACUCCAGAUGCUGCAGCAUCGCUACCAAGAUUCGCGCGCAUCAGAGGAACGGUACGACAAGGAGUUGAAAGUCCGCUAUACCAUACUGCAGCCGAACGAUGACCGUCACCGGGAUUUGAUGAUGCUGCUCGGGUCUCGCAAAUACCGGGAGCGGGAAAAACAGCUCGUGCUGGAAGGCAGACGUUUGAUAAUGGAUGGGUACGCUGCCGGAUUACGGUUGGAAGCGAUCGUCACGAGUGAUUUGAAGCUGCUGGCGGAACUCAAAUUUAAGCAUAAGAAGCAAAACUGGCCGAUAUUGCUUGUCAAACGGCAAACCAUGAUGGAGUGGUCAUCGUUAACAACCAGCCCGGGUCUAAUAGGCAUUUUUGCUGAACCGCCCAACCUGGCCGAGCUAGUAAGUCGUAAUGCGGCGGGCAGCAAACGACUUCCGGUGACGGUGGUUUGCGACAACAUCCGUGAACCAAAUAAUUUGGGCAGCAUAAUACGCAGUUGUGCGGCCGUAUCCGUGCAGGAAGUAAUUCUGCUAAAAGGUUGUGCCCAUCCGUGGGAUCUAAAGUGUCUCCGCGGCGGUGCUGGGGCGCACUUUCGUGUACCCAUCUACGGUCCUAUGGAAACCUACCAGCUGCCGGAUCACACGCGUGCCGGUUCAUUGUUUGUGGUUGCUGACAACAAGAAACCGACCGAUGAGCGAAAUGGAUUCCAAUGGAAACAUUACGAUCAGAUCGAUUACGCAAGUGCGGAUCAUGUGGUGCUGGUAAUUGGUGGAGAAACGUAUGGAGUUAGCGAUGAUGUUAGAAGCUUUAUACAGCAGCUAACCAAGCCGGUAGGGCAUGGAAUGCAGGACCGAAAGUUUGUGGCCCACAUUCCACUAGCGAAUGGUAUCGAAAGUCUUAACACAGCAUCAGCAUUGAGUGUUGUUCUUUACGAAAUGAGGCGUUCUUUGCUUCAAAUGGAAGACAGUGCGGGACAGGGAAGGUCUCGUUAG
Molecule: messenger RNA, 1429 nt
Organism: Anopheles marshallii
Lineage: Eukaryota; Metazoa; Arthropoda; Insecta; Diptera; Culicidae
Product: rRNA methyltransferase 3, mitochondrial
Exons: 4
Coding region: 62-1429 (455 amino acids)
Biological process (GO): RNA processing
Molecular function (GO): RNA methyltransferase activity; RNA binding
Source: RefSeq, a predicted model, not a curated record